Messenger RNA from Eutrema salsugineum, 3513 nucleotides. Its product is annotated as protein SCAR3. Gene Ontology annotation, biological process: positive regulation of Arp2/3 complex-mediated actin nucleation; actin cytoskeleton organization. The record is from RefSeq and is a predicted model, not a curated record. The coding region runs from base 247 to 3330 and encodes 1027 amino acids. Gene Ontology annotation, molecular function: Arp2/3 complex binding; protein kinase A regulatory subunit binding. Lineage: Eukaryota; Viridiplantae; Streptophyta; Magnoliopsida; Brassicales; Brassicaceae. The transcript has 9 exons. Gene Ontology annotation, cellular component: cytoskeleton.
CUCUCUCUCUCUCACAUUCUGCCUCCAAAAAUUUCCCUCUCUGUUCUGGGCAGUUAAGCUGCCGCAAUCCCACCCACUAGAAACCCAUAAACAAUCAUUAAUCUUUUCCACUUUUCCUCGAAACCCAUUCCUCGAUUCGUCGAGACCCAUUUGGCUCUUUCUCCAAAUUUUUUUUUCCAGCUCUGUUGAUGCUUUCAAAGAACAGUUUUUUUUCUGAGUGUGUGCAUUUACCAAGACUGGGUUUUUAUGCUUUUGAUUCAACAUACAAAAAUGCCGCUUUCUAGGCUUGAGUUAAGGAAUGUAUACGGUAUGGGCCAAACCGAGCUGUGUAGAAAUGUCGAUCGUGAAGACCCCAAGGCGAUUCUCAACGGCGUUGCUGUCUCUGAACUUGUAGGGAUCUUGCGUCAGCUUGGUGAUCUCGCUGAGUUUGCAACAGAGAUUUUUCAUGGCAUACAGGAGGAAGUUAUGGCUACAGCUUCAAGAAGCAAUCAGUUGAAGAUCAGAUUGCAGUAUAUAGAAGCUACAGUGCCUCCACUAGAAAAGGCGAUGCUUGCACAAACAACUCACCUACAUUUUGCAUACACAGGAGGUUUGGAGUGGCAUCCUCGUAUCCCAAUUGAGCAGAAUCACCUAAUUUACGACGACUUGCCGCAUUUUAUCAUGGAUCCCUAUGAGGAGUGCAGGGAUCCACCACGGUUGCAUUUUCUUGAUAAAUUUGAUAUAAAUGGUCCUGGUUCUUGCUUGAAGCGAUACUCCGAUCCAACUUAUUUCAGAAGAGCGUCAAGCAACUUGGUUCAAGGAAACAAAAAGUUCCAAAAUAAUAACAAGAAUUGUAAAAUUAAGAAGAAGAAAUCAUCGUCAAGGAGUCGAGAUAUGUCACGUCUGGCCUCCAUUGCUAACCAGAGUGCCAGGAAGACAUUUACUUCAUUUAGUUUCAGUGGACAAACCUCUUCGUCUAAAACUGCCUCAACCAGUGACAUGGAACAAAGAUCUGAUCAGCAAGAUCGUAAUUCUCACUCUUUUGAUUCCAGAAGUGGCUCAGGCUACAUCGAAUGCCUUUCAACCGCAACCUCUUCAUUGAAGACUGGAGAAAAACCAAAAGUUAUAUUCGUUUCAUCCACCUUGACACCGGGCUCUUGCACCAUCGCUUCUGAAUGUGAAACCGAAGAUGGACAUGAUCGUUUUCAGUUUAGUCCUUCUCAAGGGCAAGCUGCUCGUGGCUCUUCUUGCGUUAGUUGGGAUGAGAAAGCAGAGAUAGUGGAAUCUAUUGGUUUGCAUACAGAUGAGGCUUCAGAUAUGAAGGAGACGAACUCUGUUGUGGAUGCACUAGACGAGAAAGCAAGCAAUGAAGAAGGGACUGGUAGAGUUGAUUUCCAUUCUAAGGACAUUCAAAAUGCUAAAUCAGAAUCAGGACUACAACAACAAACUGGGAUUGAGAUUGUGGGAGAACCGAGGGAUAGUGAACCUGAGACUGAAAGUGAAGGGGAUUGUUUUGUUGAUGCGCUUAAUACUAUCGAAUCGGAAUCUGAAACUGAUCAACGGCUCCAAACUAGUCAAGAAGUAGUGAGCAGUUCAUGUGGUCUUACAGACGAGAGAUUGGAAACAUCAGCGUGUGAGCAAGAAACAGAGAGGAAUGCCAACAGUGUCGAAGAAUCUUGUAGAUCAGUGGAAGGGCUUAUGGACUACGGUUUUGGAAAUGACGAGAAAUCUUGCGGUUUAGUGGAAAGGUUUUCAUCUAUAAAUGCAUCUGAUGAAAUGAAUCAUCAAGAUACACGGGUGAGUUCAGAUAUCAGCCGUUCACCACGAAAUGAUCGUUGUACAAGUAACAUUUCCGGUGGAGAAGAUAACAUCAUCGCAUUUACAUUUGUUCCGGCACCUGAGAAGAGCUUAUCUAAUUCUUCAAACUCCUUGUAUCAUAGUGACCUACAAGAACAUCAAACAUCAGAAGCUGAAACUUCUCGUGAUUUUGAAGGUAUUAAAAUAUGGACUAAUGGGGGACUGUUGGGACUGAAACCAUCGAAACCUCCAGUCUUGGCAGCGCCAUGUUCUUUAAGUCCGGAUUGCAAGACCAAGAAAAUGACAGUUGGUUCUGCAGGUGCUGAAAAAGACAAACCAGAUGAUCUUGUUGAAAAUGCUUCACAUAGACAUGUUCUGAAUAAUUCUAGCUUAGCAACUCCAGGAACCCAAAAUCCAGUUAGUUCAGAUAGAAAAGCCAUGAUUGUUGUAGACCAGAGAGAGUGCCUUGAGACUUCUUCAGGAGUUUUUGGACUCGGUCACAAGUUACUCACUAAUGGUUUCCGCAGAAAAGAUUCAUUUGCCCAUGAUAGAAAGACUGUACCAGAAACUAUUCCAGAGAACGAUGAAGUGACGACAGAGAAGAGCAGGUUUUGUGACCAACACAUUGAUGAGCAAACCUUGAUGGAUCCCUUUAGAGACGAAGCUCCUAUUGAUUGGAUUACUUCGUCACCACCUCUUCAACACAUGAAAAUAUCUCUCAAUCCCGUUGACACCCUUCAGGCUUCCAGGCUGAAGCUGAAAUUUUCAGAUGGGGAAAACAACAAUCAUACAUUUUCUUCCUUUCAUUUGCUUCCAGAGGCUGCUACUUCCCUUCUUGAUUCUUAUUCAGACGACGACACUUUUUGUAGAUCUUCUCCUUACAUGUCAGAUACCGAUUAUAUUAGCGAUAAUCACUCCUUGUCAAAUUCUGAGCAAUGGGAAGGAUCCAGUGACAGCCAUGAAAGAAAAGAGCAAGAGCUAUAUGAUUCCUUCCAUGAAAGUAGGCAUGUCGAUAACAAUGCUGAAGCUUCUUCUCUGGAUAUUGAAUCAGAAAGUGGUGGUGUGGCUGUAGAUUUUUCAUACCUUCAGAAUCCUGCUGAGCCUUUACCACCGCCAUUUCCACCUGUGCAAUGGAUGGUUUCUAAGAAAGACUCAGAGAGAUUUGACGACAAAACAAAGCAGUCCCUACAACUACAAGAUGCUCUCAGGUUCGCCUUUGAGAAGCAUAUGUCAUUGCCUACUGUCAACAAAGAACUGCCUGACAUAGUGACUUCUGCUCAUAAACGAGAAAUUAAGGUCCAUCUGAAGAAUAAUGUCAGGGAGGACAAACAAAGUGCCAACGAAAAAGAGUCUGAAGCUGGAGACUUCUUGCAACAAAUCAGAACACAACAAUGCAAACUGAGACCUGUGGUUAUGACAACGACGCUAUCUGCUGCCGCAACAACUGACCCUACAAUAAACACUAAGAUCAGCGCCAUCUUGGAGAAAGCAAACUCAAUACGCCAGGCUGUAGCUAACGAUGGAGAUGAAAGCGAUACAUGGAGCGAUACGUAAAAACCCUUUUGAUCAAAGAUUCUAAAUUCAUCUUUGUUAUUUACUUCCUGCAAGCAUUUUUAUUGUAUCAUAUCAUAUCAUGUCUAAUGUGUGGAUUGUGUAGAUGAUGUGUAAAUUUUGUAUCUGUAUCUUCAGGAAAAAUAAUGUAGUUCAAGAAAUAAAGAUUAAAGAAAAAAGUAUAAG